AUGUCAAUAUUUUUAAAAAUAUGUAAUUCGCACUUAUCUGUAAUCUAUGAAGAUUGUAACUCGGAUCUUCAGUAUGAUUCCAAAGUAUUUAUUUGGAAUGAGUUGAAUUUUUCACUACAAACACAUUUAUCAUCUAGUGUCUGUGUCAUUAAUUCUGUGUUUAGAGGGUUGCUUCUCAACUCAUAUUUACAGCCAAAUGAUUUCAUAGCAAAACAACCAUAUAUUGAGACAAGUGAAUUGAAUGCAAAUGAUGUACAAGUGACACUGAUUAUGCAAGGUUUACAAGCACCUUCACGAGGAUUUUGUGGACUUAUUAAACCAGGUUGUUCAGGUAAUUUUCGUGGAGAUUCAUGUAGUUCAACAUCAUCAAGUAUUCGUGAGCAGUUAGCCAAUGGUCUGUUGAAAGUGGAACUUGGUGAAUAUACAUUAUCUGUGCUAUGCGAAUUGACCAAUCCGAAUGAUACAUUUGAAUAUCACGUACGUCGGUUUCCAUCGAAAAUUAUGCCAACAUUUUGUACGUAUAAAAUAAAAAACAAUCAGGUUAGACUACGAUUACGAAAAGCCUGCGGUUCUGAUCAGUGGGCAGGUGUAUUGGCUGUUAGGGGUUUAGAUCAAAGUUGAAAGGGUGGUUAACAAGAAUUAUCUAUGCUUAUCGUUGUUCCAUAUGUAUUGAUGAGAGAAGUAGUGUGUACAUUCAGAGAUAGUGUUCCUAUUGUAAUUCAGGAUAUUUCCCUCUAUAGUAAUUAUUCAAUGAAGGCACAAAGACAGAUAACAGUGGGAGCAGUGAGUAGUAGAGUGGUUGAA
This is a messenger RNA of Trichobilharzia szidati, 804 nucleotides long. NCBI's taxonomy places the organism in Eukaryota, Metazoa, Platyhelminthes, Trematoda, Strigeidida, Schistosomatidae. The record is from the annotation of a GenBank genome assembly.